Messenger RNA from Conger conger (European conger), 525 nucleotides. RefSeq names its product gamma-crystallin S-1-like. Gene Ontology annotation, molecular function: structural constituent of eye lens. Gene Ontology annotation, biological process: visual perception; lens development in camera-type eye. The record is from RefSeq and is a predicted model, not a curated record. NCBI's taxonomy places the organism in Eukaryota, Metazoa, Chordata, Actinopteri, Anguilliformes, Congridae. The transcript has 3 exons. Bases 1 to 525 code for a protein of 174 amino acids.
AUGGGAAAGAUCAUCUUCUACGAGGACAGGAACUUUGGCGGUCGCCACUAUGAGUGCUCCAGCGACUGCACUGAUUUCAGCCCCUACUUCAGCCGCUGCAACUCCUGCAGGGUGGAGAGCGGCUGCUUCAUGCUGUACGAGCGCCCCAACUACAUGGGCCACCAGUACUUCCUGAGCCGUGGGGAGUACCCCGACUACCAGCGCUGGAUGGGCAUGUCUGACUCCAUCCGAUCCUGCCGUAUGAUCCCCAUGAUGAGAGGGUCCCACAGAAUGCGAUUCUACGAAAGGAUGGAGUUCGGAGGCCAGAUGAUGGAGCUGAUGGACGACUGCCCCAACAUGAUGGACCGCUUCCACUGGUCCGACGUCCACUCCUGUAACGUGAUGGAGGGCCACUGGCUGUUCCACGACCAGCCCAACUACAGGGGCAGAAUGUACUACAUGAGGCCUGGAGAGUACCGCAGGUACAGCGACUGGGGCGGCAUGAGCUCCAGGAUCGGCUCCAUCAGGCGCAUCAUGGAUUACUGA